AUCUUUUGCCCCUCAUUUCGGGAUUUCCUAAAGGAGGAACCCAUGGAGGCAAAAGAGAUGGACAGUGGGGAGCACAACAGGGGGACGAGUGCCUCCAGAGACAAAUGAGAUGAAUGCAUUGUGGUCUCACGCAAGCGGGCACUGAGCGGGGGCAGAUGAUGGCUGGCAAUGUGCGACUCUUCGCUGCCACCGUCGCGGGAUGCCACAUGCGAUUGAAGACUUCCAUGGUGGAUCGUCUUCGGUCGAAAGCAGAGCGGAGUUGCCGCUUGGAAUGAAUGGCAUGACGAUUGUUGGAGAGCUGCUCUGGUGGCUCUUGUGUUGCGCUCCCUUCUCCCUUCCCCUCUCCUAUAUUAGAGCCAAUCUCACCAUUCCUUGACCUCUUUCUCACUCAAACGCAGAGACGCCAAUCAUCAGGCUUCCUUUUUCUUUCCCAGACCUGCCACCAUGUCGCAAAUGAAUGCAGUCCGGUUCUACGGCCAACGCGACAUCCGCCUCGACCAGAUCCCCGUCCCCUCCGUCAAGCCCGGGCAGGUCAAGAUCGCGCCCAAGUUCUGCGGCAUCUGCGGCUCAGAUCUGCACGAGUAUCUCGGCGGCGCGAACCUGAUCCCGACAGAAGGCCACCCGCACCCCAUCACGGGCGAGACCCUGCCUCUGACGCUAGGCCACGAGUUCAGCGGCGUGGUGGAGGAGGUGGGCGAGGGCGUCACGAACGUCAAGCCCGGCGACCGCGUCUGCGUGCAGCCCACCAUCUACGACGGCAGCUGUCGGGCGUGCAAACGCGGCCUGGUGAACUGCUGCGACAAGAACGGCUUCGUCGGCCUGAGCGGAUGGGGUGGCGGCCUGUGCGAGCACAUGGUCGUGCCGGAGAGCUGCGUGAAGCCGUUGCCGGACAACAUCCCCUUGGAGGUGGGCGCGUUGAUCGAGCCCCUGGCGGUGGGGUGGCACGCGGUCGACAUCUCCCCGUACAAGGAAGGCGACUCGGUCCUCGUGCUGGGCGGCGGCCCCAUCGGCCUCGCGGUCGUGCAGGCCCUGGUCGGCAAGGGGUGCAAAAACAUCAUCGUGAGCGAGGUCAGCGGCCGGCGGAGAGAAUUCGCCACGCAGUUCGGUGCGCACCAUGUGAUUGACCCGGUCAAGGCCGACGUCGUGGCCGAGGUGGAGAAAUUGACCAACGGCGAGGGCGCGGACGUCGGGUUCGAUGCCGCCGGCGUGCAGGUCGCGGUGGACACUGCGUUCAAGGCGAUCAAGGCGCGAGGGACGUUGGUCAAUAUCGCCGUGUGGGAGAAGCGGGCGACGCUGCAGAUGAAUGACAUUGUAUUUCGGGAGAGGGGGUACAUGGGAGUAGCGACCUACUCGCUAGGCGACUUUGAAGCCGUCAUCAACGCCAUCUCGACCGGCGCCAUGAAACCCGCCGGGAUGAUCACCAAGAAGAUCAAGCUGGACCAGGUCGCCGAGGAAGGCUUCAAGACCCUGAUCGAGGACAAGGAGAACCACGUCAAGAUCCUGGUGGAUGUGGGGGCGGGCAUCUAAGGGAUCCCAGCAGUGGUGGGGCUGCUCGUUGCUGGCUACGGGUGUCGUGGAUCACAUCGCGGGCGUCAAAAAAGGGAGAAGAUGUGGAAGAUGCGGAAGAAGAAGACAAGGACUACGGAGAGGGGAUACAUUGUGACGACGCAGCUUGCUGGACCGGGCCUUGUCAUCCGAGGAGCGCAAUCCUGAACUCGAACUCGAAGCAGCAAAAGGCCCAGCAUGAGGAGGACAGGCGGGCUUUGCUGAGAUUCCAGAACGCUCAAACUGCGUGGAGGGAGGGGAGGGAUGAGUGAGUUGUCGGCUCCGUUACGUUACGUUUCUUCUCGCGUGUCGGCUUCGAACCAACCAACCAACCGAGCCAGACGAAGACGAGGAUGGAUGUCAAUGGCACGCCGCGAGAAUGUCAGGAUGGAGAGAUGGAGAGGAGCGACGAGUGGGACAAAGAACAAAAGCCCCCCUUUUUUGCUUUCUUGUGAUAAAUAUGUCCAUUUUUUGCCUUGUGUUCAUCCGUCUAUCUUUGUCUAUCCAAGUCUCGAAUCCGGUAUCAUUGCCAUUCCC
This is a messenger RNA of Cladophialophora immunda, 2082 nucleotides long. RefSeq names its product chlorophyll synthesis pathway protein BchC. The transcript is spliced from 3 exons. Gene Ontology annotation, cellular component: cytoplasm. Gene Ontology annotation, molecular function: (R,R)-butanediol dehydrogenase activity; zinc ion binding. The coding region runs from base 445 to 1527 and encodes 360 amino acids. Lineage: Eukaryota; Fungi; Ascomycota; Eurotiomycetes; Chaetothyriales; Herpotrichiellaceae. The record is from RefSeq and is a predicted model, not a curated record. Gene Ontology annotation, biological process: butanediol biosynthetic process.